AUGAACCACUUGGAGGGCUCCGCCGAGGCGGAGGUGACCGACGAGGCGGCAGGCGGGGAGGUGAACGAGUCGGUGGAGGCUGACCUGGAGCACCCCGAGGUGGAGGAGGAGCAGCAGCAGCCGCCGCCCCCGCCGCAGCAGCGCUAUGCGGGGCGCCCCGGGCGCGGGCGCGCCGUCGAGGACCCCCGCGCGCAGCCGGGGCAGCCGGAGGAGGAGGAGCGCGGGGAGAGCCUGGCGCGCUCGGCCAGCACGGAGAGCGGCUUCCACAACCACACGGACACGGCCGAGGGCGACGUGAUCGCCGCGGCCCGCGACGGCUACGACGCGGAGCGCGCGCAGGACCCCGAGGACGAGAGCGCCUACGCCGUGCAGUACCGGCCCGAGGCCGAGGAGUACACGGAGCAGGCGGAGGCCGAGCACGCCGAGGCCACGCACCGCCGCGCGCUGCCCAACCACCUGCACUUCCACUCGCUGGAGCACGAGGAGGCGAUGAACGCGGCGUACUCGGGCUACGUGUACACGCACCGGCUGUUCCACCGCGGCGAGGACGAGCCGUACGCCGAGCCCUACGCCGACUACGGGGGCCUCCAGGAGCACGUGUACGAGGAGAUCGGGGACGCGCCCGAGCUGGAGGCGCGCGACGGGCUGCGGCUGUACGAGCAGGAGCGCGACGAGGCCGCCGCGUACCGCCAGGAGGCCCUGGGCGCGCGGCUGCACCACUACGACGAGCGCUCGGACGGCGAGUCCGACAGCCCGGAGAAGGAGGCCGAGUUCGCGCCCUACCCGCGCAUGGACAGCUACGAGCAGGAGGAGGACAUCGACCAGAUCGUGGCCGAGGUCAAGCAGAGCAUGAGCUCGCAGAGCCUCGACAAGGCGGCCGAGGACAUGCCCGAGGCCGAGCAGGACUUGGAGCGCGCCCCCACCCCGGGCGGGGGCCGCCCCGACAGCCCCGGGCAGCAGGCGCCGGCGGGGCAGCAGCGGGCGGCGGGCCCCGCGCCAGGCGAGGCGGGGCAGCGGUACAGCAAGGAGAAAAGGGAUGCCAUCUCGCUGGCCAUCAAGGACAUCAAAGAGGCCAUCGAGGAGGUGAAAACCAGGACCAUCCGUUCGCCUUACACUCCCGACGAGCCCAAAGAGCCCAUCUGGGUCAUGCGCCAGGACAUUAGCCCCACGAGGGACUGUGACGACCAGAGGCCGGUGGACGGAGAUUCUUCGUCUCCUGGCAGUUCCUCCCCGCUGGGUGCAGAGUCCUCGAGCACACCCCUCCACCCCAGCGACCCCGCGGAGGCCUCCUCGAAUAAAGAGUCAAGAAAAAGCUUGGCUUCAUUCCCCACCUACGUUGAAGUUCCCGGACCCUGUGACCCCGAGGACUUGAUCGAUGGGAUCAUUUUUGCUGCCAAUUACCUUGGCUCCACCCAGCUGCUGUCGGACAAGACGCCCUCCAAGAACGUCCGCAUGAUGCAGGCCCAGGAAGCCGUGAGCAGGAUCAAGAUGGCCCAGAAAUUAGCCAAAAGCAGAAAGAAGGCUCCCGAAGGUGAGUCUCAGCCGAUGACGGAGGUGGACCUCUUCAUCUCUACCCAGAGAAUCAAAGUGCUGAAUGCCGACUCCCAGGAGACGAUGAUGGACCACCCCCUGAGGACCAUCUCCUAUAUCGCCGACAUCGGGAACAUCGUGGUGCUGAUGGCCCGCCGCCGGCUGCCCCGCUCCAACUCCCAGGAGAAUGUGGAGGCCUCCCACCCGUCCCAGGAUGGAAAACGGCAGUACAAGAUGGUCUGCCACGUCUUCGAGUCUGAGGAUGCCCAACUCAUCGCACAGUCCAUUGGGCAGGCAUUCAGCGUGGCGUACCAGGAAUUCCUCAGGGCCAACGGGAUCAACCCUGAAGAUCUCAGCCAGAAGGAGUAUAGUGACCUGCUCAACACCCAGGACAUGUACAACGAUGACCUGAUCCACUUCUCCAAGUCGGAAAACUGCAAAGAUGUCUUCAUAGAGAAGCAGAAAGGAGAAAUCCUAGGGGUGGUGAUUGUGGAGUCCGGCUGGGGGUCCAUCCUACCCACCGUGAUCAUAGCCAACAUGAUGCACGGGGGGCCUGCCGAGAAAUCGGGGAAGCUGAACAUCGGGGACCAGAUCAUGUCCAUCAACGGCACCAGCCUGGUGGGCUUGCCUCUGUCCACCUGCCAGAGCAUCAUCAAGGGCCUGAAGAACCAGCCCCGGGUGAAGCUGAACAUCGUGCGGUGCCCCCCGGUGACCACCGUGUUGAUCAGGAGGCCGGACCUGCGCUACCAGCUGGGCUUCAGCGUCCAGAACGGAAUCAUCUGCAGCCUCAUGCGAGGGGGGAUCGCAGAGCGCGGCGGCGUCCGCGUGGGGCACCGGAUCAUUGAGAUCAACGGGCAGAGCGUGGUGGCCACCCCCCACGAGAAGAUCGUCCACAUCCUCUCCAAUGCGGUGGGAGAGAUCCACAUGAAGACGAUGCCGGCGGCCAUGUACCGACUUCUGACGGCGCAGGAGCAGCCCUUGUACAUCUGAGGCCGCGCCCGCCGGCGGCUUGCAUGGAGGACUGCCCUCACUCGUGGUGUUUCUCGUUCUGCAUCUGUGUGCCCACUGAGACGUCCCCCUCACGCCCAGCACUGGUUCUACACAGGAAGAGAAGAAUCCGCAGACCUCUUUGCUCCGUCUCUCUCCGGUCUGCACAUUUUUUUGUUUUUGUUUUUUUUUUUUUUUUAAUGCCAGGGAAGUUUUUUCUGCACCCCCUGGAGGAGGGAGAGCAGCCAGGGUCCACCGGGUGUCUGCCCAGCGCGGCACCGUGCCGGAGGGCCCCGGGGGUGGGUCUGGAGGAGGGCGGGUGCUGCUUACAGGGAGCCCUCCCUCCCAGAGAGCGGCCGGCCCAGGCCUCGUAGGAGGUGCUCCUCAGGGCAGGGAGGGCGUGGAUGUGGCCAGGCUUGCCCUCCAGCCCCUGGGCCCGGCUCUCCUUCGGGCAGCAUGUGGGAAUGUGGGGGGGACAGCAGGGACCAGCUGCAUCUUUAAGGAUUUGCCCUGCCAGCUGUGGACCAGGGACGCCCCACAACUCUGCCCAGGAUUUCUGAGCCAACCUUAUGCCUCUUCUGUAGCCAGUUCCUUCUCACCCAAGGGUCGAAGGGGAGCAGCCUGGGGCACCAUCUCGUUGCAGAAAGCUCAGCGGUUCGGGAGCGGCCUCCUUGGGUCGUCCGAGGUUACCCCCAUCAGAUAAGCACGGGCAGGGGCUCCCCCCCCCCCCCGCUGUCGCACACAUAAGUAUACGGUCCCUCACACCACCUCCCAUCACCAGUGAGGCACACAGGGCCUCUGGAAGGCCCACAUGGCCUCUCCGGGAGGCCCCUUCCCCUGUUCGGGGUGACCUACGGGGCCGCCCAGCCCUGUCCUGAGACACACACUCCCUCGGGCCUGAGGCCUGGUUCCCGGCACCACCUGGGCUCAGAGAGCAUUAGUGGGCUCCCCUCCCAUGCCCCCCACUCCACCCACCUGUGGGGAAUCUGGGAACGACAGACUGCUCCUGCCCGAGGAAGAGGGCCUGGGUGCCCAAGGCAGGACCAGCUUUCUCCUCUGCUCAGGGCCCCUGAGGCAGCACAGGAUGGUCAGAGACCAGAAGAGUAAUAAACCACAAAACUAAGAGGAGAGGAACGACCUCCCCCCUAUGCCUAAGAAUCCCCAAGCGUGUGCUAGAAACAUCUGCCUCGUGAGUCCGAGAGCUUCGCGUGUCCCCUUCAGGUGCCUCAUCGGUGGGCUGGGUCUCAGUUCGGUGCGGGUGUUUUCAUAAUCUUAUUCUGAGCCAGUUGUCACUUAUUCUGGGUCCAAAGAGCAUUUUGUGUUCAUGUAGGUGGGUGUGGGUCGGUCUGGUUUUCGUUUUGUUUUGUUCCUGACCUCAGCAGAGACGGGGGAAGAGAAACUAAUAUAUUUUGUGAUAUUAAUAUAGUCCCUGUUCUCUGCACCGGGACAUUUAUGUUGUGUCUGUGGAAAUAGGAGUUCGGCGAGCACACGUCAGCUGGUGUAUUCACGUGUCGGAUGGAGGGAGGAAAGGGGGUUUUAAAAAACAGGGACAAAAGCCCGCCCCCACCCCCAGCAGUCAGUUCCCCUGGGAUUGCUGUGCCUCCUGUUUUCUGAGAGUCAGGAGAGCCGAAGGUUCCAAAGGCGUCGGUGGCUGACCCUCGAUUUGUCUAUAGCACAAGCGCUAAGGCAGAGGGAUUGCCGCCUCCUGAAUGUUCUCUGGCGAGGGGCUCUCCAGGGGUGCCGGUGUGGACAGUCAGGACCCCUGGACUUUCUGAGGGUGCUCGGCCCCACGGCCGGCCCGCCACAGCCGGGAGCAGCAGAUCGUGGCUCCAGGCCCUCUGGUGGCCACACAGUAGGGUGUCUGAUGACGUAAGGAAGUCUCAGGAGCCAUCGUCUGUCCUUCCUCUGGCAGAAAGACUGGGUGAAACAGGAACAAAGCAUUCCUGGCGGUAUUUUAGGCAUCAGGAGUCUCGGCUAAUCAUGGGAGGGGCUCAGGUCUGCCUGCUGCCCGAACACCUGGGCGGAGGCCUGUCCCUGACGGGCCAGCAGACGGGGGGCUCCCCAAGCACAGCCCUGGACGGUCUCCCCUUAGUUACAAGGAAGCAUCUCCACCCAAAGGCAAGGGGAGAGCGGACACCCAUUCUGUCGCUGUGGCACAGAAAUCUUGGCACGUUCGGCAGCGUUGGCUGGAAAAGUCUGGUGAGCUCUCCGGAGAGGAGGGUGGGCUGUCCACCACGCCCCUUCCGUCCGUCGGAGUGGCCCCUCACACCCGGAUAGCGGGGUUCCUAGAGCUCGGCACGGGUGCGCCUGGUUCGAGCCCCUUCUUCCCCCUGCUCCCAGCGGACGGGGGAGGGGAGGUCACCCACCUGCGGUUAGCCAAGGAGGCGGGCUCGGAAGUGUGAGCACGUCUGUUCUGAGGAACCCCGUGGGACAGGGUGGUCUUUCCCUUCUGGCAUCCCGAUGUGUGUAGUUAUAAAUGCCCGAAUCCCCAUCUCCUGGGGGAGACUGUAUACAGAGCAGCUUCCCAACAGGGCCCGGGCAAAAAGCCACUCUUGCUACUAGGCUGGGACAUGCCGGUGGCUCAGCUUUGGCGACAGCUUCUCAGAUCUGUGCACCCCCAGUCCGGCCAGGAUGCACCCAAAACGCAUCGUCUCUGCCUUCUCCCCUGGGAGCGUUUCAGGGAGCCACCGUCCGCCUUGGGUUCGCGAGAGGAGAUAACCCCCAGGGACCAAGACCCAGCGUCUGCUCCAUCACCAGAGCGGGGCCCGCGGGACCCCGAGCCCACCCCGGGGCACUGGCCACCGAGCCUCCCCGCGCGGGUCUGCUGUCUGGACGCUGCCCACCCCCCACUGGCCUCAAAGAGUCCCAGAGUAACCUACUACCUCCCCCAUCGCUCCUGCCGCCCCCAAGGCCCCCGUUCGCACUCCACACCCCCAUCUGCACGCUGAGGAAACCCACUCACGAGCCCCACUUGGGUCCCUCGACCUAGUGGUGUGGCUGUUACCACUGUUUACAACCAAGGGCCACCUCCUUCCAGAUAUGUUUACUCUCCCGCUGACAAGGCCGCUGGCUGGUUUGAGUUCCGCAUCUGUCUGCGCCCUCCCUGGUCCCGGCCAACGGGGACACACGCCCCGAUCCUUCAGUCCCCCCCUCCCAGGUCAAGGCAGUGCGUGCGUGAGGACCCCGUGGGAAGGAAACUCCUUGUACAUAUCCAGUGCAGCCCCUGCAGUGUGAACUUGUACUACCGUCUGUAAAGAGGGUGCAACAGAGCUUACUGUAAAGCUUGGGACAAGUAGAGUAUUGUAUUUGUAACAAUAUCGUUCUUUGUAUACACAAAACUCGAUCUCUAUAUAUAAAUAUAAAUUAUAUAAAUACACUAUAUACGCCCGUGAGCCUGGAACGUUGGCGCCGCACACCCACUGAAUGUACUUCUCCACCAGCGUGGUCCCCGGGCCCGGCC
This is a messenger RNA of Neogale vison (American mink), 5977 nucleotides long. It is a transcript of the gene APBA1, whose product is annotated as amyloid beta precursor protein binding family A member 1. The record is from RefSeq and is a predicted model, not a curated record. Gene Ontology annotation, molecular function: protein binding; amyloid-beta binding. Gene Ontology annotation, cellular component: plasma membrane; cytoplasm; dendritic spine. The coding region runs from base 1 to 2520 and encodes 839 amino acids. Lineage: Eukaryota; Metazoa; Chordata; Mammalia; Carnivora; Mustelidae. Gene Ontology annotation, biological process: chemical synaptic transmission. The transcript has 12 exons.